AGGCGGAGCUUGACAGAACUCAUUUAAUGGGCAAACGUUUAUUAAUUCAAGCACAGUGUGGAAACGUUGCGAGGGGACAAGAUCGGUAACUUGGAACUCACGGAUCCACGGACUGGUCAUUCACCUUCAGCCGUUUACAAAUCCACCUGUUCAUUCAAUUAAAUAUGUUGAAAGUGACAUUAGGCCUCGCUCUGGUGACUCUGGUUGCUUGCUCGCAGUGCCCCAACAAUGAAGUGUGUGAGGCAGGCCAGACAUGCUGCCAGGAUCCCACCGGAGAAUUCAGCUGCUGCCCUUUCCAUAACGGAGAGUGCUGUGAGGACCACCUGCACUGCUGUCCUGAAUACAUGCUGUGCAGUGUUACAGACUCCAUAUGUGAAAACGCUACACUUGCAAUGCCGUUUGUGAAGAGGAUACCAGCUAAACAGACAGACCAUCCCAAAUCGUUCAGAAUGAUUCCCUCAUUACCGGCGAGUGAGAAUGAUAUCACCUGUCCUGAUGGCUCCUUCUGUCCUGCUGAGUUCUCCUGUCUGCUGAUGGCUUCAUCAUAUGGGUGCUGUCCUGUAGCACAGGGUCUUGUGUGCUCAGAUGGGAAACACUGCUGCCCAAAAGACCAUGAAUGCAGUGCAGACAGCAAGUCCUGUGUCAAACUAAAAGAACCAGUCAAGACUGUUCUUUGUGGAAAUGGGAUCUCAGAGUGUCCCGUGGACACCACAUGUUGUGAGGCAGAAGAUGGUCAGUGGGCAUGCUGUCCAGUGCCAAAGGCUGUAUGUUGUGAUGAUAAAAUCCACUGUUGUCCAGAGGACAGUGUCUGUGAUGUUGAAGCCUCCAAGUGCAUGUCCUCCACCAAUCAGGAGCUGCCUAUGUGGGACAAGUUCCCUGCUCGUCUUAGAGCUGAAUGGGAAGAUCACAAACCUGCAGAAAUGGGAGCUGAAGCUGAACUCACUACAACCAGACAAAUCACUACUGCUGGCAACCAAAUGACUAGCCUGCCUGGUGUACUACCAAAGACCUCUGACGUUCCCUGCAAUGACACAGCGGCCUGUCCAGAUGGAAGCACAUGCUGUAAGACUAAAGAGGGAGAAUGGGCCUGCUGUCCUCUGCCACAGGCUGUGUGCUGUGACGACUUCAUCCACUGCUGUCCUCAUGAUACGACAUGUAACACUGCUGCUGGGUCUUGUGAUGACGCUUUAGGAUCUCAGCUCUGGUUCGAGAAGCUGCCCGUUAAAACAAUCAGCAGCCAGGAUGGGGCUGUUACACAAGUGACUUCGGUGCAUUCAGAUGUGCCCUGCAAUGACACAGCGGCCUGUCCAGAUGGAAGCACAUGCUGUAAGACUAAAGAAGGAGGAUGGGCCUGCUGUCCUCUGCCACAGGCUGUGUGUUGUGACGACUUCAUCCACUGCUGUCCUCAUGAUACGACAUGUAACACUGCUGCUGGGUCUUGUGAUGACUCUUCAGGAUCUCAGCUCUGGUUCGAGAAGCUGCCCGUCAAAACAAUCAGCAGUCAGGUUGGGGCUGUUACACAAGUGACUUCGGUGCAUUCAGAUGUCCCCUGUAAUGACACAGCAGCCUGUCCAGAUGGAAGCACAUGCUGUAAGACUAAAGAAGGAGAAUGGGCCUGCUGUCCUCUGCCACAGGCUGUGUGUUGUGACGACUUCAUCCACUGCUGUCCUCAUGAUACGACAUGUAACACUGCUGCUGGGUCUUGGUACCUCUAA
Molecule: messenger RNA, 1715 nt
Organism: Puntigrus tetrazona (Sumatra barb)
Lineage: Eukaryota; Metazoa; Chordata; Actinopteri; Cypriniformes; Cyprinidae
Product: progranulin-like
Exons: 17
Coding region: 165-1715 (516 amino acids)
Cellular component (GO): extracellular region
Source: RefSeq, a predicted model, not a curated record